GUCUGCCAACUAAAAACGUGAAGAAAAGACGAAGAAAAACAUACGUUGGUCAGUUUUAUUUUUUUCCCCCAACCCAUUUUGUUAUCUUGUUUUUGUUUUUGCACAACUACGUAGGUGGCGUCAUCAAGAAGCGACAAGACACUGAACUCCCUGAACAUUACAUGGUGGUGGUUUGGACUGUGCUUAGCAACACAAUAGCCGUUAUUAUUAGACAUGCGAGGGGACGAUAUUGCUGGACACAUUAAACCAUGAAUCGAGUAAUGGGGAUGAAUGGAACAUAACUUUCACACCAGUGGUUCCUUUGAUCAAGUACAAUAAACAACGAUGGGUCAGCAGAUUUCAAACCAAACUCACACUGUCCUCAACAAGCUGCCAGACAAGGUGGUGAAACACGCGUCCUUGGUACGGGAGAGUGGCGCUCUCUCCUAUGAAGAAUUCUUGGGGAGAGUUGCAGAACUUAAUGACGUCACCGCAAAACUGGGUGCUGGCCAAGAGAAGCAUUUACUGUUUGAGGUUCAGACAGGAUCUGAUUCAUCUGCACUCUGGAAGGUUGCUGUCAGGAUAGUUUGCACUAAGAUUAACAAGGCUACUGGGACUAUUGAAUCAUCUAGAAUAAUGAACUUGUAUCAGUUCAUCCAGCUUUACAAAGACAUAACCAGUCAGGCAGCUGGAGUUCUGGCAUUAGGUGCUACAUCUGAGGGAACUUCUGAAGAACUUUCUUCAGUGUCAUCUUGUCAAGCCAGUAUCUGGAUGGGCAGGGUUAAGCAGCUGACAGAUGAAGAGGAAUGUUGCAUCUGUAUGGAUGGUAGAGCUGACCUGAUCUUGCCGUGUGCUCACAUCUUCUGUCAAAAAUGCAUUGAUAAAUGGAGUGACCGCAAUCGAAACUGCCCUAUUUGCCGCUUGCAGGUUACUGCAGCCAGUGAAUCUUGGGUAAUGUCUGAUGCACCAACAGAACACGAUAUAGCAAGCUAUAUUCUGAACCUGGCAGAUGAGGCAGGGCAACCACAUAGACCCUGACCACAAUAGCAUUCCUCUAUUACUGAUAAAGUGGUUCUUUGUAAGGGUUGCAAGUAGAGAAUUAAAAUGAAAAAUAUCUCGGUUCCACUGCUGUGUGUUUGCCAAUGCAGUCAAAACAUCUUGGAUUAAAGUUUAGUAUGUUAAUGUUAUGUUAUUGGCAGACCAUCUUAGUUGACAGAAAAUGGAAGCCCUGCAGUGAUUUAUAAACUUAUAUACGUAUUUAUUUGCUUUGAGAUGUGUUUUACUGACCUUUAUUCUUUAAUUGAAUUUAUGUUGGUGGUGUUUCUGUUUUAUACUGUGUAACACAAAAAUUACGAUUUUUAUCAAUUUUCAUUAUAUAACGUGUGAAAAAAUGCUCAUUGACACUCAGUCUUUACGUUAAAGCUCAUAUGUUUGCACCUUUUAAAAAAUAAUAAUUAAAAUACAAGCUGUAUAUUUCUUUGUUGGUGUUGUAGAAGAAUCGUCUAUUUGGAAGUGUACUUUAAAAACAAGAAACAUGUCUGUGACGUAAACUUUCCCAACUGCAAAGUUUAAUUUUUAUUACUGCAAUAUAAAUACUGUAUGAAUUGAAAAAAAAUCUUGUUUUCCAGCUACAUUUGAGAAGCUAAUUUGUGUGGAAUUAUAGGUUUUAAAUGUAAAUAUUACAUUAUUUUAUAAGGAUCAUAGUUUUACUUAAUAAAAGUAAUCACUAGAUUAUUUAAUUAUAUAUAGACAUAUUUUUAUAGUGUUUGACAUAACCCCAAAUUGGUAUACUACAGGUAAUAGUUAACUUACGUUUCCCUCCUAAAUUGCAGUCCCUUCUAAAUUCCAGUACAGUAAAAGUGGUCCAAUCCAGUAUGCACAGUUAGUAUUAAAAAUUACAAAUGUUUCUGCUGGAAGUCUUUAUGCGUUUCUAAAUCUUGUGCCUUUUUCUAUGUGCAUUUACUCCAUUGGUAUUAAGGAGAGGUUCUAGUGAACUAGGUUGAAACCCCAGAAGUUAGCUCAACUACUUAUACUAAUGGCUUAUCUUUACCUAGUUGAAUUGUAGUGAUGUCUUUAUAUCCUGAAAGGGUUUGAUUAGAAGGAGUGAAGUGUACGUACUGAUUGUGGUGAACUGAUUAACUUAUCUACUAGUAUAAUAUUUUGUCUGUUUUUAUUUAAGUCUGUUUCUUAUUUUCAAUUAUUGUAAAAUGGGUCUUAAAGGAUAGUGUUGCCCUACUCCUUUUUCAUAAUUUAAUGAUCGCUACAGUACAUUUAUUUUGGUUUUCAAAUGGAGACUUUCAUUUUAUUGGAAUGUGAAGUUCCUGCUUCAGAUCCCAGUAUAGUACAUGUAUGCAUGUAUUGACUUGCACUUUAUCGUAUAAAAUAAUAUCCUAACAAUAUUACUGACGUGAAUUUGUUUGUUGAUAUUACAAAAUGGGCACACUGGAAUGUAAAGUAAAAAUAAUAAUCAGAUAGACCACUGAUAUGUAUAAGGGUUUUAUUGUAUUAUUUUUUUUUUGCUUUCUGUCAAGCAUGACCAGAAAAUGAUAUGACAUACUAAGUAAUGUCUGCUUCAAAUAUCUAUUGAUUUAGCUGAGAAAAUCAAUAGAUUUAGUAAUAAAGCAUGUUUGGCAGUAUUUACUGUAAACCCUGACAGAUACCCCAUAUUUGAAGUGCUUGAACCCACUAGAUGGCGCUCUAGUACCACAAGUGUCUGAUACCCUGGACAAUAUGUUAAAAUGCUGCAGAGGAAAUUUUUAAAUGUUUAUAUAAAAAAAAAAAAAAAAACUAUUGAGCAAAGCAGGACAUUAGCAUUGUAAAUGUUAUACUUGUGAAAUUGAUAACAUUUUUGAAAAUCUGGCCCAUACUCUUACAACUGGAGUAAUUGAAUGAAUACUUCAAUCACAGAACCUGUUCAGGUUAAAUAAAUUUCUUAGACCUUGAAACAAGUAAAAGAAAACAAUAUUAAACUAUCUUGACCAUAGUCUUCUGCCAUUUGGUAAUUCUUCACUGGACAAAUAACACGUUUCUGUAUGUUUGUAUAUUGACCUACCGGGAUGUGUGCACUUCCUUUGCGCAUUGUAUCACACGUUUUGUGUUCUUCGAUUUAGCAAAAUAAAACUUUUACUCCCAAUGUU
Molecule: messenger RNA, 3116 nt
Organism: Acipenser ruthenus (sterlet)
Lineage: Eukaryota; Metazoa; Chordata; Actinopteri; Acipenseriformes; Acipenseridae
Gene: rnf141
Product: ring finger protein 141
Exons: 6
Coding region: 325-1017 (230 amino acids)
Biological process (GO): protein autoubiquitination
Molecular function (GO): ubiquitin-protein transferase activity
Source: RefSeq, a predicted model, not a curated record